Molecule: messenger RNA, 252 nt
Organism: Sphaeroforma arctica JP610
Lineage: Eukaryota; Ichthyosporea; Ichthyophonida
Exons: 1
Biological process (GO): mitotic spindle assembly checkpoint signaling; endoplasmic reticulum to Golgi vesicle-mediated transport
Cellular component (GO): RZZ complex
Source: RefSeq, a predicted model, not a curated record
GCUUGCGACGAGGAUCAGAACACAGCCGUCCAGCGCUUCUUCACCGCCCGUGACAUGUUUGAGCUAUUCCGUGCGGUUGUGCCGGUACUGCGGGAUGAAGCCAUACGGAUAGAUCCAUCUGUGGCAUUUCUGGUCUACACGGAUUGCUUGUACCUGUCGCACAAGCUGUCCACCCUGGCCAUGGCGUUUGUGGGCAAGAUACCUCUGGCGGAUUCGUGUGUGUGGUAUGUGUGUACUCAGACCCCCAAGUGA